This is a messenger RNA of Pelobates fuscus (common spadefoot toad), 1214 nucleotides long. It is a transcript of the gene HUS1, whose product is annotated as HUS1 checkpoint clamp component. Gene Ontology annotation, biological process: double-strand break repair via homologous recombination; mitotic DNA replication checkpoint signaling; mitotic intra-S DNA damage checkpoint signaling. Gene Ontology annotation, cellular component: site of double-strand break; nucleolus; checkpoint clamp complex. The transcript is spliced from 8 exons. The record is from RefSeq and is a predicted model, not a curated record. NCBI's taxonomy places the organism in Eukaryota, Metazoa, Chordata, Amphibia, Anura, Pelobatidae. Bases 315 to 1088 code for a protein of 257 amino acids.
GCGACCAUCGGAAAACGGAUAUCCUGCGACGUUUACUUCCAAGUGAUGCGUAAAUACAUGCCCUGUUUUGCACAUAUUUUUAUUAUUAGACGCCAAAUUUAACGUUACUAAUGUUAAAGGCAGUAUGGCCAUGUUAACAUGUUUUCCCUGCCUCUACUAAACUGCAAUCGGUGUAUUGUUCCUACUCGUCGGUACUUGAAACCUUCGCACAUUGUAAUAAUCAUCCUAGGCAGAACCCUUUUUUCUUUUUCUUUACCACGUGUAUAUUUAAAGCAAACCACAAUAGCGGUACAUUUCUCGCUUCAGAACGAAACAUGAAGUUCCGAUGUAAGAUUGUGGAUGUUAGCUGCUUGAACCACUUCAGUCGAAUUUUGAAUACUAUUGCUAAGUUGACAAAGUCAUGCACUCUCCGUCUUACAGCCUGCAAGCUUUAUUUUAUUCUUACUGAUAAAGUAGCAAAUGGAGGAGUCAGCAUGUGGUGUGAGCUAAAUCAAGAUAACUUCUUUGACGAGUAUCAACUGGAAGGAGUUUCAGCAGAGCAAAAUGAAAUUUUUCUUGAACUCAUUCCUGAAAAUGUUUCUCGAGCCUUAAAAAUGGCACAAAAUGCCAAAAGUGUAAAGAUGAAGUUAAAAAACAAGCAUUGUCCUUGUUUAACUGUGGCAGUGGAAUUGCCUUCCAUGUCAAGCACUAACCGUAUUGUUACACAUGACCUACCUGUUAGUGUUAUUCCAAGAAGACUGUGGAAUGACUUUUCAGAACCCAGCAUUCCUAACUUUGAUGUAAGCAUUUAUUUGCCAACACUGAAGAUUAUGAAAAAUGUUGUGGAGAGAAUGAAAAAUCUUAGUAAUUUUAUGGUAAUAGAAGCCAACAGGAUCGGUGAAUUUAAUCUCAAGAUAGAAACUGAUUUGGUAUCUGUUUCAACUCAUUUUAAAGACCUGAGGAACCCACCUUGGGUUUCUGAUACCUUGCCAGAAAGAGAUUCUGUUCAUAUGGUGGAAGCUAGAGUGGACAUUCGUAAACUUUUGCAGUUUCUUGCUGGACAGCAAGUGAAUCCUACUAAAGCUAUAUGCAGUGAAUAUUGUUCAUAAACGUAUGAUACAUUUUCUUUUAUUACAUGAAGAUGUUUCCUUGCAGUAUUUCAUCCCUGCUAUGGCCUGAAGAUGUCAUUUAAAAUAUUCAAGUGGCAAAAUAAAUUUAACCCCUUUGUGACGAGA